CAAAAACGUGGGUUUCUGUAGAAAAAAAACAACAAAAAAACAGUAGUGGGUGUGGUGAUGGUCUGCCUUGUCUGCCAUCUAGACUUAGUAGACCUCCAAUGUUGGCCACAGGCAGGGCAUUAAUCCAGUCCCCUGAGAAUUAUGCACUAGCUGAAAGUAGGUGACACUUUGAAAAUUGAUCAGAUUGAUCAAGGAGAGAGUUGAAAGUGGCACCUGAAUGCAGUUUGUUCCAUACUCUCUGUUUCCAUCUAUCCUCCACUGUAACUGACAAACCCAGCUCUCUCCACUGUAAUAGAGCUUCAUCCAUUUCCCUGUUGGAAUAUACCAAAGGGGAGUAAGCAUGGAGGGAAGCAAUAAAGAUGAGCACUUGCACAGACCUAGACCCCCAAACUGUUUGGGCAAAGCAGCUUGGUCGUGGGAGCCUGGGGAGAGUUUGACAUUGACCAAGCAUUCGAGUUUGUAUUGGUGGGAUGACAGGAAUCUGUAAGAGGGACUAACUCUCAGAAAAUACGAUAUCUCAGGAAUUGACAAGUAAUUCUUAAAUUUAAAAAAAACCUUGGUGGGGCUCUGUUACUUGAAGGUUUUUUUUAAAAGUUGUUCAAGGUUAGCCAUUUUGGAUGUAAAGAUAGACUUGAAAGCUAGGUCGGUAAUUGGGGUUCUAAGGGUGCACCACGCUGUUGAAGGAGGAAUCACAAUUGAAUGGAGGGAGUCAACUAAUUGUUUAGUAGUCUGCUCAUGCGAAGCUGGGUGGUUGAGAAGCCAGAGCUUGCAUUUGGAGCGGUUAAUACUAAAACCUUUAUGACCAAGUUUCUUGAUCAUCAUCUUCACAGUUGCAAGCACCUUGUCAGGAGUGCCUCCAAACAAGCAUCAUCGAGGUACCAAACAUUUAGGUCUAGGUCAGCUCCCAUCUUGGUAACAUCAUCAAUACCCAAUGUGAAUAGGGCAGGACCAAGUGGAUCACUCUGUUGGAGGCAGAUGGGAUGAGGUGGUCACCAAACAAGAGGUAGGAGGGCUCCUGAUAGGCUUACCAAGCUAAGUGAUAAAGUGGUAGGGAGUUCUCCCUUAGUGCGGGGAGGUUGACAUUUCGACUGAUGGAGUUAAAGCAUUCUUAAGGUGAAGUUUAAGGAUGACCUUUGGGGACUUAGAGAGGGCAAGUUAGUGAAAGUCCUGGUGGCAGCAGCCUCACAGCCUAGCUUGGUACCUACUCCUAGUUGAAUAGGGGAAAAUUCCUCGGUCAGGCAGUUAGAAACUGAAGACAGGUACACUUUUGCUGUGAGCUGUCACAGAGUACAACCAACUGCUAUGGAGCAGAAGUCACUGUUGGGCUUGAUGAGACCAAAUAGUUUGGCCCCAAAGAACGGGACAAAUGUAAGCAAGGACACUCUUGGACGAGAACAAAUUUAUGAACUGUGUUAGGUUCUGCAAGAGUCCGAGCCCAUCAUCACCAGCUGACAGGGAGAUACCAUCCUUAAGAUGUUGAGGUCAUAAGCUAUCAAUCCCAGCACCAGAACCUGCUGGAAAAGAGGCAGUUGCCUUCCUGACAUUGUCAGGGGUGAAGAGGAGUGAGGGAGUCUGUGGUACACAGGACGAGGGCAGACAGAGAGGAAAGAAGGAGAACAACCCCUUUAAUGUCAAAUUCGUUGACUUUGACAUUAACAGCUUUCUUUAAGUUAAAUGGUUGACCAUUGUUCGGGGUUGAGCUGAUGACUGACCUGAGAGGUGGUUGAGGUAGAUUUGAACAGCUCAAACUCCCACUGGGGAAGAUGCAGUAAAAUUGUUAAGAAAGUACAGAAAGUUCAUAGAAAUGUGGCAGCCUCAUUGGAAAAAUAAAGAACCUGUUAAUUACUGAAAUUAAUUCAUAUUCCUUUAAUGUAUACUAAAGGAGAAUAGAAGACAGUAGGGUAUAAUUUGAAGGAGUUUUGGCUACUAUUUCUUAUUGUUCAAACGACUAGGGAGUUGCUAUCUCAUUGGCCAGUCCAACAAUUCGUAACAAGGCAAAUAUAGCUAUAUUUUAUCAAUACAAAAUGUUAUUGACUUAACAUAUGUGUGUGCAUCAUCUGUCUGUCUAAUCUAAUCUAAUCUAUCUAUCUAUCUAUCUAUCUAUCUAUCUAUCUAUCUAUCUAUCUAUCUAAUCUAUCUAUUUAUCCAAGCAUGUGUGCAUGGCUUAUAGGGGGUGUAGUUUAGCUGAUACAUCAAUCCAGUGUCUGUGAAUAUCUGACAGGCCCCUACCCACAAAAAAAAAAAGACAUAGAAAAAAGAAACCCUCUCAGUUCCCUUCAGUUUUGAAAAGAGCCCUGCCAUGUGUGUGUGUGAGAGAGAGAGAGAGAGAGGGAGAGAGAGCUAGCACUCCACUAAACUGUUGAAGCAUCUUGAUGACCAACAAUUGAGGAAACAUGCAGGUUUUCCAAGUAACUACAGUAUAAUAGACUACAUAUCCAUUCUGACACAGCUUCUAAAAUGAACAAAAGAGUAGCAGCUGUUCCUUUGUAUCUCCUUUGUCGAUCAUGAAAAGGCCUUUGAUGGUGUGAAGGUGAAUGUAGUGCUGGAGUCUCAGGAAAUGCAAAGAGUUGAAGCACAAUACAUCAAGCUUCUCAGAGAGAUGAACUCAAGAUGUGCCUUGAUAUAGGUUAGCUGUCACCAUCUAUAUUAGUUCCAGUCACAAAGGGUGUUAAACAAGGAGAUACCAUCUCUCUGAAGCUAUUCCUCAUGUUUUGAAUUGGUCAUCAGAGACAUUGAUUGGAGAGGUGACAUUAACAUCAAUGGUGAGAUACUAUCACACCUCCAGUUCCCAGAAACAUAAAUCAGUUCAGCUGAAAGAGAAUGCUGACAAAGCUGGACACCUAUAGUUCAGCAGUAGGCCUCAAAAUAAAUUAUAUGAAAACAAAAUACUUCCUCAUCAUCAUCAUCCUUUAACAUCCAUUGUUCAAGCUUGCAUGGGUUGGACUCCUCUGGUAUGAAAAUAGCAUGAAGCUGAAUAGUGAUGUGAUGGAUGAAAUGAAGGAAGUGAAAGAGUGUAUCUACUUGGGGAAGACAAGAAAUAUAUACUGAGGCAUGAAUGCUGAAAUAUCCUGCAUAGUAAGAUUUGGAUGGAAGGCCUCAAUUAAAGAUGUGCUCAAUAAAAUAACCGUCAUCACUGUUGUUUAAUCUCCACUUUUCCAUGCAUAGCAAGAUAUGCUACAUCAAUGCUUGGCAACCCUCACUGUAUCAAGUGUAUAGUUUGUGACAGCAAGCAUGUUUUUGCUCGAGACAUUGCUGUUGUUCUCCAGAAUAUUGACACUAAGCAUCCUGUAGCACAAGUAAUUUCUGGUUGCUGUGAGGAGUACCAUGGAAAAUUUGGAUGUGGGACUAAAAGUCUUUUAUAUUUUAUUGGUCAGUGGAUGCAAAUAGGCACAGAGCUAUUACAUCAGGGCAUCUCAAUAUACUUAAUCACAUCAGCAUUAAGGAGCACCAUAGAAAACUGUAUUCAAUAUGUAGAUACCUUGACAUAUUCUGUCGACAAGUUUUUGGAACCAUCAAGCCACGGAACUCCAUUUGCUAGAAGUUCACAAAUUGACCGGCCUGAAAAUUCGUCCAACCUUCCAAAUGUACUUCAGCCAACUACUAAUUUUUCACUUCUGUCUCCAAACGAGCAUACAUCUGAUGUCAGCUGGUUUUUUCAAGAUACAGCUACAAAGUCUGUCCUAGAGAGUUUGGAAGAUCCUACAGAAUUGAACAACUCAGAUCCUGAAUUUCAUGAACAUUUGAAUAAAAUAAAUUUAGAGAACAACCUUAUAACUUCUGAUAAACCUGAGAAGAAAGUAUUUUCUCCUAAUGAUGAUGAUGAUGAUGAUGAUUUUUCCCAUUGCUUUGAUCAAAUUUCAUCUUUUGGAGAUGUAACCAAACAUAGAAUUAAAGAAACACAAUUCUUUACAAAAAAUUCAGCUGUAUAUUCACCAAUUCCAUCAAACAGUAAUAACUGUUCAACUAGUCAUACUACCACAGUAAGUUCUGCUGGAGAAAAUUGGUUAGAAAACUAUGUAGAGGACUAUAUAAAUUCCAAGCUUCAAAAAUCUAGAAUUCCUGAGUCAUUUCCUCAUCUUACUUUCAGUCAACACCUUAAUCCCUUAAGCAGUGGCAAAAUCUGUUCUGUAAAUUAUUAUGAUUCUGCUACUAAUGCAGUCAAUACUAAAUUGUGUGAUGAAUUUAAGGAAAUAUUAAUUUUAGAUGAAAGUGAAAAAAAUUCCUCUCUUUCAAGACUUCAAAAUCUUAAUGAUACUAACUUCACUGAUAUUUGGCAAAAAGUUAAAGGUUUGGUUCAAGCAUUUUGCCAUGGGGCACAUACAGAAAUUGAAGAUUUUGUGAUAGAGGCACUAAAAUAUCAGAACAAACAUUUAUCUUACCAAGAAAAAGACAUUCGACUUGAUGUGAAAAGACUUCAUACUUGCUGUAUUCAAGGUCCUACCAUCAAGCAAUCUGAAUUUGUUCCGGGAAUAGUUUUACCUUUGCAGCAAGAAACAUUUUGUAUUGAGCAAGAUAAAACAUACACUGUACUUCUUCUUAAUGGAGAUGUUAGCUACAACAACCAUCAUGUUGGUUACAAGAAGCUUGCAGAAGUCAAAGAAGAAUGUUUGUAUGAAGAGUUCAUCUCUAAAGCAGCAUCCAAGAAAGACAGAUGGCUGGAACAAGUGGAGUGGCUCAUCAAGAAAUUGGAUAUAACCAUUUUGAUUGCCCGAGGUAAAGUUGAUGAAGAACUAAAAGCAAUGCUGGAUGGACACCACAUUUUGGUUUUUGACAAUGUUGCACAUACUACAAUGAGAGCACUAGCUUAUAAUACAGAGCCUGUUGUUUAUAUUUUGGAUGCCACAAUGGAAAAUACAAUAUCAGGUGUAACUGUGAAAAUCCUGAAUUCCGUUCUGCAGAAAAAUACAAAAACCUUUUUGAUUCUUCGGUCAAACCAGUCUGAAGUUCAGCAGACUUUAAUAUUGUGCCACGCCACAUGUGCUGGUCUUGAUGUGUUGGAACAAGAAUUCUGGUUGUGUUGUCACCGUGUUUCAAGUGUAUUAAGUCAUAGUAAAUUCCUUGCCGGACAAGGCAUGACUGAGCUAUGGAUUGCAGAAUACCUUGAAGCUAAAUCAGAUGCAUUGAAGCAACAGUACAGUGGAACAUCUAACAUUGAAGAUUUGUAUCAGGCAGAAAUUCUCUCUAAGCUUGCAGACAGUUUCCGAAAUUAUCAAGUUAGAGUUCAGCUGAAUUCUGGUUUGCUAAAUUCAGAAAUUCUAUCAGAGGCUCACUGGAGAGGUUCGCCACUUUCCAAGUAUCACAUACUUGAUGACUUCCACAGUAAAAUUCAUGGUUGGAAGAGAGCUGUUCAGUUAGUCUGCAUCUUGCUGCACACAGAUGCACAUAUCAUUCUGUGCUAAUGGUUUAGGUGCCCUACCAGCGAUACAUCAUAUUUGAUUUUCUUUUUUUGUUUGAGGAGAUGAGCAGAAACAUUUGACUGUUGAAUUAAAUACACUUCACUAUUUAUUGAGUUCAAAUUCUGCUGGGAAUUGAUCUAAUCUGUCAAUCCUUCCGGGCUGACACAAAUACAUAUUAGAGAAUGGACUGGUGAUGAUGUAAGAAACCAUUAUUGGGAAACCAGUAUCAGUAGACAGAAUAUCAUGCGAUAGUUUCAUGCCUUUAAAUCCUGCUGGGUUAACUUUGCUUUUCAUCUUUUAAGGGGUCUUGAGCUGGUACUUAAAACAAGUACCAGUUAAGUAUUGUAAUCAAUAUAACUGGUCUCUAUUCACAAAUGUGACUUUGUAUCAACAUUAACAUUAGUACAAAGGUGGAUGUAACAAAGCAUCAGACUAAAUACUAUUAGGUAUUUAGUUGUAACCCUUUAGGUUUUGGGUUCAAAUCUGUUCAGGUCGGUCGUCUGUUUUUCAUAUUGCAGGAACAUCAGGCAUAGCUGCCUACUUAAGAAGUUCACUUUGCAGAUAUGUUCUAGGUUUGAUCCACUACACAGCAACGUUUGGCAGGUGUCUUCAGUUAUAGCUUCUGGGUCAACCCAAGCUUUGUGAGUAAAUUUGAGUAUAUGGCAAUCUGAAUAUAUAUAUAUAUAUAUAUAGGUGCAGGCAUUGUCAAGUGAUUAUGAAGUUUGCUUUGCAAGCAUCUUGCUUCAGGUUCAAUCCCACUAUACGGUGUCUCAGGCAAAUAUCAUUGACUGUAGCCUUGGAGAGACUAAUGCCUUCUGAGUGGAAUUAGAUGGAAACUGCAAGGAAGUCUGCAUGUAUAUAUAUAUAUAUACACACAUAAAUACUCAUUUCCCCAUUUCUCUCCUUUUCACUUCAGUUAUCUUAUCCAUCUAUCAAUCACACCCACCUCUUAUCCCCACCACGUAUGAACUUUGCUCCACAUACUGCCCUUACACAUCCUUCACUAGGCCUAUAUAUGAGAAGCUGUAUUGGUCCAUCCUCAUGCUCUGUGGCUACCUUUCCUUCCUCCAUCUAUUUCCCCACUUGUGAUGCUUACCUGUCAACUAUUAUUCAUCACCCCAUUCUGCCUCUUUUUCUGUCCUCAUCCCCACCUCAUCUCCCUGGCCUUAUCCCUGCAUGACUCCUCACCUUCAACUAUUUUCUCUUUCAUAUUCUCUUCCAAUGUACCUCCCAUCCAUACUCACCAUUACUACUGUGUCCCUCUCUUUCUCAUUAACCACCAACACUAAACCAGUGCUUUUCCCUUGCUCCUUCAGUACUCCCCUCCCCUAAUAGUGAAUACUCUUAUUCUCUCCACUAUUACUGUCACACAAAUAUAAACCUGUUCCUUUCAACUCUUUGCAUAAAAUCAUUGCAAUUUUUCUUACUGUAAGUUGCUGGGAAACCUUAGUGUUGCUGCUGUGAUAAAAACACCCAGUAUACACAGGAAAGUGGUUGGUGUUAGGAAGGACAUUCAGCCAUAAACAUUUAUGCCAAAACAGUCAGAGCAUGUGAUCCUCUGACUGACACUCUGUUGGUUACGACUAUGAGGGUUCCAGUUGAUUCAAUCAAUGAAACAGCCUGCUCAUGAAAUUAAUGUGCAAGUCGCUGAGCACUCCACAGACACAUGUACACUUAACAUAGUUCUCAGGUAUGAUACAAUGUGAUAAGGCCGACCCUUUGAAAUAUUACCAGCUGAGUGAACUGGAGCAACAUGAAAUAAAGGUGUCUUGCUCAAAGACACAAAGUGCCACCAGGAAUCGAACUCAUGACCAUGCGAUCAUGUGUCGAAUACCCUAACUACACAUCUCUGACUCUAGAUGUUCAAUUAUCAAAUCCAUGCCAGCAUGGAGAAUGGACAUUAAAUGACAAUGAUAUAUAUGUAUAUACACACAAAUGUGUAUGUGAAUUUCAAUUCUGCAUGUCAUCAUUAGCAGUGAUGUGUUUACUUUUUUUCCUUUGAACAAAUGUUCCUUAGUUCAGUGGAUGUGUAGGCAAUAGGAACAAUAUCUACCCAUGAAAAAUCUACCACAAUUAAGUUUCAUCAAACCCAUGCUUGCAUGGAAAAACAGAUGUAAAAAUAAUAAGGAUAUAUUAGCAAGAAAGCUAAUAAACUGGUGUUCUUGAACAAAAAUAUCCUAUCAUAUUUAUACUGCCCAUCAUUUGUUACGAGUUUCCAACAUCCCAGUCACUGGUUCACUAUUUACAGUCAAGAGUGAUGGGAGUGGCCCUGUACAAUUAGGGACACUAUCAUCAUCAUCGUUUAACGUCCGCUUUCCAUGCUAGCAUGGGUUGGACGUUUUGACUGAGGACUGGCGAACCAGAUGGUUGCACCAGGCUCCAAUCUGAUCUGGCAGAGUUUCUACAGCUGGAUGCUCUUCCUAAUGUCACAGAAGCUUUUUAUGUGCCACCGGAAUGGAAGCCAGUCAGCUGCUCUGGCAGUGAUCACGCUCGGAUGAUGCUCUUAGUGUUCCACUGGCACGGGUGCCAGUCAUUGAAUUUGAUUUGAUUUUGAUUUCACUUGCCUCAACAGGUCUUCGCAAGCAGAGUUUAGUGCCCAAUGAAGGAAAGGUACACAUAAGUGGACUGGCUACAUCCCUGGCUUAGGCCACGGGUUAUGGUCUCACUUGGCUUGCCGGGUCUUCUCACGCACAGCAUAUUUACAAAGGUCUCAGUCAGUAGUCAUUGCCUCGGUAAGGCCCAAUUUUCGAAGGUCGUGCUUCACUACCUCUUCCACAGGUUCCCUCAACCGCUAGGGUGUGGCACUUUUUCACACAGCUAUCCUUGUCCGUUCUCACCACAUGACCAUACCAGCACAGGCGUCUCCCUUGCAUGCCACAUCUGAUGCUUCUUAGACCCAACUUUUCUCCCAAGGUACUUACACUUUGUCGAGUAUACGCACUGACAUUACACAUCCAUCAGAGCAUACUGGCUUCAUUCCUUGUGAGCUUACGCAUGUCCUCAGCAGUCACAGCCCAUGUUUCACUGCCAUGUAGCAUAGCUGUUCGUACACAUGCAUCAUACAGUCUGCCUUUUACUCUGAGCAAGAGGCCCUUUGUCAACAGCAGAGGUAAGAGCUCUCUGAACUUUGCCCAGGCUAUUCUUUUUCUAGCAGCUACACAGUCACCUAGGUAACGGAAGCUAUCAACUACUUCUAGUUUUUCUCCCUGGAAUGUGGCGGAAGUUGUUCUCUCCACAUUUUCAGUGUUUAUUGCGCCUGAGCAUCUGCCACAUACAAAAACUAUCUUCCCAGUUAGCCUUCCUUUGAUAUUGCUGCAUCUCUUAUGUGUCCAUAGCUUGCACUGGGUACAUCUUAUAGAAUUUCCACCUACGCCUUUUCUACAGAUCGAGCAGAGCCAUCUACUAGCCUUCCUACUUAUUAGGACACUGGUUUUAGUUAGGUUACAUAUUGUUUGUAAAAUGUGAGAAAAAUAAAGUCCAUUUUUCAUAAUCU
Messenger RNA from Octopus bimaculoides (California two-spot octopus), 8889 nucleotides. RefSeq names its product chaperonin-containing T-complex member BBS12. Lineage: Eukaryota; Metazoa; Mollusca; Cephalopoda; Octopoda; Octopodidae. Gene Ontology annotation, biological process: chaperone-mediated protein complex assembly; photoreceptor cell maintenance. The record is from RefSeq and is a predicted model, not a curated record. Gene Ontology annotation, molecular function: ATP binding.